Molecule: messenger RNA, 1458 nt
Organism: Adineta steineri
Lineage: Eukaryota; Metazoa; Rotifera; Eurotatoria; Adinetida; Adinetidae
Source: the annotation of a GenBank genome assembly
AUGUGUGUUGGUCAUGUUAAAAAUCAAUCAUGUCUUUACAAAAAUUUAUAUUAUAUUAAUAGAACAUUUUGGAUUUUAACAACAAAAAAAUUAUCUAUUCCAUUACCAAAUGUACGUAUUGGAGCUAUGGUUGGAUCAUAUGUUACUUUUAAUCGUCGUCGAUUUUAUACUUAUGCUGAUCUUGAUGAAUUUAUUCGAAUUAAUGUUAAUCCCAUUGUUAUUCCACAUUUAACAGUUCAUUUCGAACAAUUAUGGCUUAUGAAUAUUGGACAUGCACUUUUUGAUGGAUUAUAUCCUGCAUAUGUAGCUCUUAUUCGCUUCUCACCUAGACACCUUCAACCAUUUCGUAUAUUACUUGGUACUACUGGUAUUAAUGAUAAUCAUUCAUUUAGUGAUAGUGUAUAUAAUCGUUUUGCUGGAAUUGAUACAAUGAAUCUUACGCUUUUAGAAGAUAUGUCAAUUGGGAAAUGGUUUGCUUUUGAAGAAAUAAUUAUUGGAAGUGGAGAUAUGUGUCAACGAUGUCUUCAACCAAAUCUACAAUUGCCAGGUGGUAUUGAACUUAAUGGAUCACGUCUUUUUCGAGAUCGUAUGUAUAAACAACAUGGACUUAUACCACCAAUUACAAGACAUAAUCAUUCUGCUGAACGACGUCAUCCAAUGACACCACUUAACGCUGUUUUUAUUAAUAAUAAACGAUUUACUACUCGAGAUAGGAUUGAAAUCGGUGCUGCAAUUGAUGAAAUUAAUAUGUAUACUGAUACUCAUCGAAAUCACACAAAAUUAGAUUGGCCACUUGUUUACGUCUCAUAUGUCAGUUAUUCUCAGAUAUCAACUGAAAAUAAUGCUCGUCUUCAUUGUAACUUUGCCAAGAAUAUUGACAAAAUGACAAUGCAUUUACAAUUAUUAAAAAAUAUUGAUAUUCAUAUUACAGGACCAGGUACAGGACAAAUGUAUCAAACUUUUCUUUCCGAUGGAUCAGUUAAUAUUAAUUUGGGUGGGUUAAUUCAAAAGAAUUCUGACACUACUACACUCGAGAAAUAUACAUCAUUUAUGGAACAACAUAUGACUGCUGGUACAUCGUAUAUUAAAGGACUUUAUUAUCCAAUUAAUGAAAGACCAAAAGGUAUUAAAAGAGAUAUAGUUAUCAAACUUAUUAGAAAAGCAGCACAACUUAUUAUAGAUGGAUUUGCAUUGCCAGUCAAUUCAAAAGAUAAUCUAGCACCAGAUGGACAACUAUUUACUGAAAUGUGUGAAAUAGAUAGAAAUUUCUGUAUGACAGUUACAGAGAGAUGGCAAAUGAGUAAUUUUUGGUGUUUUGUUACAUGGCCUGAAACGAUUAUUUAUGAAACUAGAGCAUGGUCAAAGGAAGGCAUCAUUGAUUAUGGAAAAAAUGUUACUUGUCCAUACAAUAGAACAUUACUAAAUCAAUUAAGACAAAAGUAUAAUAUUCAUUUUUAA